Linum tenue is the source of this 3236-nucleotide messenger RNA. The record is from the annotation of a GenBank genome assembly. Lineage: Eukaryota; Viridiplantae; Streptophyta; Magnoliopsida; Malpighiales; Linaceae.
CUUUACUCUCCCAAAAAAUGACGUCCCCACUUCAACUCAACUCUCUCGGCCGUCUAUCUACCUCCCUCUCGCUUUCUGCUCUCUCUUCCUUCCUUCCUUCCUUCCUUCAUCCCACUUCUCGAGCUCUCCAUUUCUCUGCAUCGGCACUCCAAAAUGUCUGCGUGUUUCCUGCACCACCCACUCCGCUGCAGACCCAGACCGCAGCUUUCAGCUGGGUACCUCAUAUUUUCUCUGCUCAUCUCCUCGGUGCUAAUUGCUCGCCCAGCGGUUUUGGACCCGUGUUCUCCUUCCGCCAGCUGCGGGCAAGGGCUUUAUUGUGGCAACUGCCCUGCUUUGGGCAAGAAUCAGCCCGUCUGCACCAGAGGCCAAGCUACCGUGCCCACAUCCAUCGUAAUUGGCGGAUUACCCUUUAACAAGUAUACUUGGUUAGUCACUCAUAAUUCUUUCAGCAUCGUCGAUUCGCCGCCUUUGCCUGGAGUUCAGAGGUUGACGUUUUACAAUCAGGAGGAUUCUGUUACUAAUCAGCUCUUGAAUGGUGUAAGGGGACUGAUGCUGGACAUGUACGAGUUCAAUGGCGAUAUCUGGCUUUGUCAUUCAUUCCGAGGGCAAUGUUACAACUUCACAGCCUUCCAACCUGCAAUCAACACUUUAAAAGAAGUAGAAGCAUUCUUGAGUCAAAACCCAUCUGAAAUCAUCACCAUUAUAAUCGAGGACUACGUGCAUACUCCAAAAGGGUUGAGCAAUCUCUUUGCCCGUGCUGGUUUGGAUAAGUAUUGGUUCCCCGUUUCCAAGAUGCCGAGGAAGGGUGAUGAUUGGCCUACUGUCAACGAAAUGGUGCAACAGAAUUUGCGUCUCCUGGUUUUCACUUCUGUUGCUUCAAAGGAAGCAGAGGAAGGAGUUGCUUAUCAGUGGAAGUAUAUGGUGGAAAACGAGUCUGGAGAUCCUGGAGUAAAGCCAGGCUCAUGUCCAAACAGGAAAGAAUCUAAGCCAUUGAACUCGAAGAGUGCAUCUCUUUUCCUAAUGAAUUACUUCCCCACUUAUCCAGUUGAGAGCGAUGCUUGCAAAGAACAUUCAGCUCCUCUUGCUCAGAUGAUUGGAACUUGCUACAAAUCAGCUGGCAAUCUUAUGCCGAAUUUCUUGGCUGUCAAUUUUUAUAUGCGGAGUGAUGGUCCUGGUGUGUUUGAUGAUCUGGAUCGAAUGAAUGGCCCGACAUUGUGUGGUUGUAGUACUCUUGCCGCAUGCCAGGCUGGAGCACCUUUCGGGUCAUGCAGAAAUAUUACUACACCUAGUACAAGUCCUGUAACGAAUACUGCAGGAAGCAUGUCGUCAAGCCCAGUAGGAGGAGCUGGAACCUUUUCAGGCUCUGUUCAGUUUAGAUCGGCUUCAACAUCCACUUCUCCAAAUAUAUGGGAUUUCUGCUUGAUAACCAUUCCAUUGAUGGCAUUCCUAUUACAGAAAAAGUAAAUGACUACUCAUGGUAUGAGAACUCGUGAUCACACGUGUGAUGUUUCCUUUUCCUUGUCGAGAAGCCCAAGCACUUCCUAGAGAGGAGCUAUGUAAUGGCGAUGCUGAGAACCUUUGGUAUAAGUAGUGACUUCUACAAAAUCAGAGAUAGAUAGUAGUCAAAGUAGAACCAUUGAACAUGUCAAGUAGAGGUUCAGGUUCUCUGUUGGCCUUUUAGCCCCUUCGGUUUAGUUUGGUGCAGGCAGGGAUUGAAGUAGCAAAAUAUGCAGAGGUGCAUAUCCCUAUUUAUUAUCAUGCCUAGGGUUUACUUUGUAAUUCUAUUCAAACACUAUAAUAUAGGUGUUUUGCUUUGCUUUCCACUCCCACUCCCACGCUCCGCUCUAUGUAUUACUCACUUCUACCUUGCUGUAUGCUUGUAAUAGACCAUUUAGGUUACUGUAAUUGAAUCCUUCUAUAGACCUGAAUAUUCAGAAUCAACCUAGCGCUUUGAAUACCCGCUGAGACACUCUUUGUCUGCAGUCGAUGAUGAACAAUGGCUUGGUAACAUUACUCUAGGUUUUCCUACAGAAUCUGUUUGUACAGCACUAGCAAAUUUCGAUCACUUCAUUUAUAUUACAUCUGUGUAUACAAUGAUAGAGGGGGGAAAAAGGAAAACUUUAGUACUUUACAGAACAUUGGCAGGACAAUCACUCUGCACUUUUGAGCAAUUAUUUCAACAAACAAUUGAAAUACAAAAGAACAAAUCUUUACAAAUGAAACACAAAUCGAAUUUCCUCAAGCGACAGGCAACAUAGAAGCCGAGGUAGCACCACCAUUGUUGGACAGCAACCCAGCUGCCUUUAUGUGCAGAGCUGGGCUCAUGGCGAGCAGAGCAAUGAAACAGUCGACUGGAACUCUAGUUCCCCACACAUCCAUCGCUUCCAGCUUCCUGCACUUGUUUACCAGACUAACGAGUCCAACCUCCGUCACAUGACGGCAGCUCCACAGCACAAUACUCUGCCCCAAAUGUGGGCAGCUUUCCGCAAUGGCGAACAAUGAAUCAUCAGUGACGAACGUGCCACCAAUGUUCAGGUGCUGCAAGGAGCUAGCUUUCGAUAUCUGAUGAACGACGCCAUGAUCAGUGAUUCCAGUCAUUCCCCAAAGUGAGAUGGAUGUCAAGUUUGGGACGCAGUUUGCUGCAGAGAUUCUGCAGAGACCCUCGUCGGUUACUUGACAACCCCACCUGCUCCUUGAUCUGGUUAAAUUUCAAGCAUUUCAGUAGCGUGGAAUUAGCAGAACAAAAAAACUCAAGACUGCAAAAACAAAAAGCUCUAGAACAAUCACAAACAUGUCAAGUUCUUUGAGGGAGAAGGCUAGAUGGACGAGACGGGCAGUGGAAUCAUCAUCCAUCUUCCACCCAGCAAAGCUCAAACACCGCCUUCUCCCCACCGACUGCUUCACUCCUUCCUUCCAUUUCCUGCAAACCCCGCUUGCCCAGAGAGGUAAGACUGAAUUACGCCAAAUGGGUUCUCAGGGAAACUUGUGGGGUGUGGUUGUGAAGUCUUAAACACUUUCUCUGUCUCGUGAUUAAGAAGAAGAAAGAGGAGGAGAAGGAAGGGAUAGGGGACCUGGUGGCGAGUGGUAGUACGUUAAAGUUUUAUGAAUCAAGCUUCCCCGUCAUAUACCCCAAAGAAGCUGGAGGAGAGUUCAAAAGGAAUUGAGAGGAAGGAUUGAGAAAGGAUGUUGUCAUUAUCUUGUCAUCACUUCCUUCUGGAAUCUCUCUCUCUCUCUCU